UUAAAAAAAUCAAACGGUAAUUUUCUAAACAAUAUUAUGCAAUUCAUUCUGAAUUACAUAGCUCGUGAACGAAAAUGACAGCAGGUGUUUAUCGUGAUUUUUAUCUGAAAAAAAGCGAAAUAUUCUCGUGAAAUACUUGAACAAGAUAACUAUUUUUUACCUAAUUAAUAAAAUGCUACGAUGGUUACUCAUCAAAAAUCUAGGUUAUACUCAUUUCAAACAAUAAUUGUCAUGUAAUAAUCAAUAAAAAAAAAUCCUAAUCGAUUCAUUGGAAAAAUUCUAAUUCCAACUCACUAAUUCAUUCUUUUCGAAUUAAUUUCUAGGUUACCACUCAAAACGAAUUAAAAAUAAUUAAAUUUAUUAUUAAGAAGAACUCGUAAUCUAAGAAAAAAAUAAAAAUGGAAGAAUUUUUGACAGCGGAAGUCGAAGACAUCAUGUGUGAUCAAGUUAUAAUUUCAACCGAAUUAGAUGUUUUCGAAACAAACUCAACUAAAAUAACGAUUAGAAAAGUAACUUUAGCAAUGACGUUAUUAACAAAAUCAGUUUUACCAGCUGUUAUAGGAGUUUAUUACGCUUACCUAAGAAAUCAAAAAACAGUCGUUGAAAAUCUCAAACGACACGUUUUCCCAACGAUAGUCGCCUUUCUUGCAAAUAGUAUCUCAAGAUCUUUAUCAUCCGUUCAUCGAGGCAUCACGUAUCCAUUAAGUUUAUCUUCGAAAUCGAUCGAAACAUCACAUUCAUCCUCAACGUUAUUGGAGGAUUCCUCAGAAUCGAUCCCGGAAAAAUCCGUCGAAUGCUUAGUGUUAACGGAACCGGAAGUACACACCGCGGAUGUUAUUUUUAUCCAUGGUCUUCAUGGUUCUUUGGUGAAUACGUGGAGACAAGGCGAUUGGAGACACGAAAGGCACCAUUUAAAACAAAAAAUCGUCGAAAGACGGAUGUCGACCGGCGAAAUUAGGGAUGAUCGGAUUCGAAAGAUUUCUCUAAAAAGAUCUUGUUCGGACGUUUAUUCGGUUUGUCCGAAAAAAAUGUCUAAAUUAUCCGAGGGAAGAUGUUUCGAAACUUUCGGUGAUUCCGAUUUUGUCGAGGAUAAUAAAAAGUUAUCGAAAUGUUGGCCUAGGGAUUGGUUACCAAUUGAUUGCCCCGGAGUUAGAGCGAUCGCUUUGAAUUAUACGACGGAUCCGCAUCUUUGGAGACCAAUUUGGAUUAAAAAAAGAAAUAGAACAUCCAUGACUGAAAGAAGCAAAGAAAUGAUUGGGCAUCUUUUAGAUUUAGGAGUUGGUAAUAAACCGAUUAUUUGGGUUGGUCAUUCUAAAGGAGGAUUAUUCAUCAAACAAAUCUUAAUCGAUUCAUGGGAAAACAUAGAAUUGAGUAAAAUCUACCAACAAACCAAAUCAAUACUAUUCUACAGCGUUCCUCAUAAAGGAUCAUAUCUUGCCGAUUGUACGUUACCUUUAUUAAAAAGAAGCGUGGAAUUAACGGAGAUUCAAAGAAAUUGCCCGUUUGUUUUAAAUUUGCACACAAGGUUCCUAGAAUUUUUACAAGAAACAAAUUUAAACCCAGAAAUAUUUAGUUUUAUUGAAACUUCGUUCACAUUCAUGUCGUUCCUUUAUUUAAAAAUCGUUGCCUUUGAGUCUUGCGAUCCGGGAAUAGGAUUAAUCUGCGGCGUCCCUUUGGAUCAUCGCGAAAUUUGCAAGCCAGCCGCAAGGGACUGUUUUCUUUACCAAGAAUUGGUGCGUUUAAUAAAAAGUUCUGAACUUUUGAUAAGAAGCUAGAACUACAUUUCAUUUUAUUUGAGUUAGUAAAAACAGUAUUUUUAAAUCUCUUUUUCUCGCUGCCAUAUUUCAUAUAUUCAUACGUUGUACAACCAAAGAUUUAUCAAUAAAUAUUAAUCGGUUUACGUUUUUAUUUAGUAACAUAUUUGAGGCAGUUAUAAAAGUAAUUAAUUGUGAUUUAGCGAUUAGAGACUCAUUUUUUGUUGUUUUUUUUUUAGUAGUUGUGUUUUUUUUGUAUAUUAGAUUAAUAAUUAAACUAAUUGUUAUAAUUAGAUGAAUUUUUAAGACAGGAUUACGCCUAUUUGCUUGUGAUAUGAAAAGAUUUAUGCGUUACCUAUCUUGUUAGAAACUGAUUUGAUUUAAACAAAUUAAUUAUUUUUUUUUUGGACCAAAUGUACCUUUUUAGACCAAUUAAUAAAGAAUUUCAUUAAAAUUUC
This is a messenger RNA of Onthophagus taurus, 2212 nucleotides long. The record is from RefSeq and is a predicted model, not a curated record. Lineage: Eukaryota; Metazoa; Arthropoda; Insecta; Coleoptera; Scarabaeidae.